AUGGCUAAAAGAAAAGCUCAAGGAUCUCUGUCUUCGUCUUCCUCAAAACCAAGACAUUGGAUGUACGACGUGUUCUUGAGCUUCAGAGGCGAAGACACACGUAACACCUUCACCGGCCACCUCUACGCGGCGCUGAAACAGGCCGGAGUCAAUGCCUUCAUUGACGACAACGAACUCAGAAGAGGGGAAGACAUAACGGCCGAACUCGUGCGGGCCAUCCAAGGGUCGAGAAUCGCCGUGAUUGUGUUCUCGAAGAGGUAUGCGGAUUCGAGUUGGUGUCUGGAGGAGUUGGUCAAGAUCAUGGAGUGUAGAAGAACACUAAGGCAAAUGGUGUUCCCAGUUUUCGUUGACGUUGAUCCUUCCAAUGUGAGAAGACAGAUUGGUAGUUUCGCAGAAGCGUUUCGGAAACAUGAACAGAGGUUAGUGUUGGAGAAGGAAAAGGUACUCAGGUGGAGAGCUGCUCUUACUGAAGCUGCAAAUUUGUCUGGCUGGGAUCUGAAUAACACUGCAAAUGGGCAUGAAGCAAAGUUUAUCAGCAAAAUUGUUACGGAGAUAACUAGGCACUUGAACAACACAUACCUAUAUGAAGCGGUCUACCCGGUAGGAAUCGAUUCUCGGGUGAAAGAAAUGAGUAAGCAUUUAGGUGAUAAGCUAGAUGAUGUUAGAAUGAUUGGAAUUUUGGGUAUGGGUGGGAUAGGGAAAACAACUAUUGCCAAAGCCAUAUACAACAAAUUUUGUGAUAGCUUUGAAGGUGCUAGUUUUCUGGCAAAUGUUAGGGAAACUACAAAACAACCGAAUGGGCAUGUUCGUUUGCAAGAACAGCUUCUUUGUGAUGUCUUGAAAACAACCAAGAUAAAGGUCGGAAGUGUUGAUAGAGGGAUCAAUAUGAUAAAAGAAAGACUUCGAUGUAGAAGGGUACUUGUCAUAAUCGAUGAUAUAGAUCAACUAGACCAGCAAUAUGCAAUAGCUGGAAGCAGUGACUGGUUUGGUUUAGGAAGUAGAAUUGUUGUCACAACCCGAGAUGAACAUCUGCUAAAGCAACUUAACGUGGAUUCAAUAUAUCUGGCUCCAGAAAUGAAUGAAACAGAGGCUCUUGAACUCUUUAGUUGGCAUGCCUUCAGAAGUAGUCAUCCUGAUAAAGAACAUUCUGAACUUUCAAGUAGUAUAGUUGCUUGCUAUGGAGGCUUGCCACUAGCUCUUGAAGUUUUAGGAUCUUUUCUGUUUGGAAGAAGCAUAGCUGAGUGGAAAAGUGCACUGGAUAAAUGGAAGACAAUUCCUCCUGGCCAAAUUCAGGAAAAGCUCAGAGUAAGCUUUGACGGACUAAACGAUGAUACAGAGAAGAAUAUAUUUCUUGACAUAUCUUGUUUCUUUAUAGGAAUGGACAAGAAACAUGUCAGUCAAAUAUUGGAUGGUUGUGGGUUUUUUGCAGAAAUAGGAAUCACUGUCCUCCUUGAGCGACGCCUUGUAACUGUAUGUGAAAAGAACAAGCUGAUGGUGCAUGAUUUGCUUCGAGACAUGGGCAGAGAAAUUGUUCGUGCAAAGUCCCCCAGUGACCCUGGAAAGCGUAGUAGAUUGUGGCAUCCUACAGAUGUAACAGAUGUAUUGACAGAACAUUCUGGAACUGAAGAUAUUCAAGGGCUCACUCUAAGUUUGCUAGAAUCCAAUGAGACUAGUUUCAGCACACAAGCAUUUGCAAAUAUGAAAAGAUUAAGAUUGCUCCAACUCAAAUUCGUGCAGCUCAGUGGAGGCUAUGAGCAUCUUUCUAACUCGUUAAGGUGGCUGUGCUGGCGUGGAUUCCCUCUUAAGUUCCUACCAAACAACUUUAAUUUACCACAUGUGGUUUCUAUUGACCUGCGAUAUAGCAAACUUGUACAAGCUUGGACUGAAUCUAGGAUGCUUAAGAAGCUGAAGAUUCUAAAUCUCAGUCAUUCCCAUUACUUGAGACAAUCACCAGACUUUUCAAAACUUCCUAAGCUCGAGAAGUUGAUACUCAAAGGCUGUAAGAGUUUGUCCGAGGUUCACCAGACCAUUGGAGAUCUUGAAGGACUUGCUUUGGUAAAUCUUCAAGACUGUAAGAUGCUCAGGGAGCUCCCAGUGACUUUCUCCAAGUUGAAAGGUAUUGAAACUCUUAUUCUUUCUGGCUGUUCAAAAUUUGAAAAGUUGACUAAGGACUUAGGUGAGAUGGUAUCCUUGAGAACUCUGCUAGCAGAUGACACAGCCAUAAGAGAAAUACCAUCUUCCAUAACAAAGUUGAAGAACCUAGAACGUUUAUCUUUAUGUGGCCUGAAACAACCACCAUCAAACUUGUUUCCAACUCGCUUCUGGUCUUUUCUGUUGCCAAGAAGAUAUGUAAAAUUCCCUCCAUCAUUAUUUGGUUUGGGGGCUUUGAAAGAACUGUAUCUUAGAGACUGCAAUUUAACUGAUGGUUCAAUUCCCAAGGGUAUUGGGAGUCUAUCAGCUUUGGAAGAUUUGGAUCUAAGUGGCAAUAGUUUCCAUAGGCUUCCAAGCCUCAGGGGACUUUCUGAGCUAGUCACUCUAAUUUUAAAUAAUUGCACAAACCUCUAUGCAAUCCCAGAACUACCCCCAACACGUUUGGCGGUGCUGAGUGCAGAUGGUUGCACUGCACUGGAAAGAAUGCCGAAUCUUUCUGAAAUGAAGACCUUGUCUAAGUUGAAUCUCAGAGAUUCUCCUAAACUAACUGAGAUUCCCGGCUUGGAUAAGCCAUCCAAUUUUAUGCUACAAAUUCAAAUGGAAGGGUGCACUAAUAUCAGUGAAACUGUUAAGGAGAGCAUACUACUACAGGGAUGGAGUUAUGCUAGCAACUUUGGUGGCAUUUAUCUCCCAGGAACUGACAUUCCUGAGUGGUUUACAUAUGUUGCUGAUGGUGGCCGUGUCUCUUUUCAAGUGCCUCAAACUGUUGGCUGUGACCUGAAAGGGUUGACCCUGUGCAUCAUUUAUUCUAGUUUUUCGAACAGUCAAUCUAUAAAUAAUAUUUCCGUAUUUGUUAUAAAUCAUACCAAGCUCACCAGUUUUUGGGUUCAACCGUCGUCACCGCAGAACAUUAUUUCCAGUGGAGUUCUUUGGCAGGGACGCUUGUCAAACAGAACGAUCAAUUUGGAAGGCGGAGACUUCGUAGAGGUUUGUGUAGCAAUUGGUUCUUGCUUCGAAGUGAGUAAAAUAGGGGUCAAUCUUGUAUUGGAAGAAUAUAUCUCAAUAGAUGUGCAUGAGUUUGAGUCUUUCCCAUAUCCUUAUUUUCGUCAAGACAAAUAUGAUGAGGGAGAAAUUACAUCCAAAAGAGAUCUUGCUGAUAAUGUGGCAGGACCAAGCCAUCACUCAUCUGAUUCCAGUAGUGAAAUGAGUACAGAUGAAAUAUAA
Molecule: messenger RNA, 3375 nt
Organism: Fragaria vesca subsp. vesca
Lineage: Eukaryota; Viridiplantae; Streptophyta; Magnoliopsida; Rosales; Rosaceae
Gene: NBS6
Product: TMV resistance protein N-like
Exons: 6
Coding region: 1-3375 (1124 amino acids)
Biological process (GO): defense response; signal transduction
Molecular function (GO): protein binding; ADP binding
Source: RefSeq, a predicted model, not a curated record